Solea senegalensis (Senegalese sole) is the source of this 4347-nucleotide messenger RNA. Its product is annotated as NLR family CARD domain-containing protein 3-like. The record is from RefSeq and is a predicted model, not a curated record. NCBI's taxonomy places the organism in Eukaryota, Metazoa, Chordata, Actinopteri, Pleuronectiformes, Soleidae. Gene Ontology annotation, molecular function: protein binding.
AGAAAAGAGCCAUUAUGAGUAUGUUUAUGUGUCUGAGCAAGAUUAUUGUUCUGUGAUAAGAUCUGAUUCUGUUAAUAUUUGACUCCAGUUGAUCCUAAAAGUUGAGUCUAAAGUUCAGAUUAGUUAUUUGAUCAGACACAUCAUAUUUCCUUCAGAUAACACUUGAGAAAACGUUGGACUCUGUUUCCUGUUCAAAGCAGCAGAAUAUCUUCAGACGCUCAACAGCUUCAUGACGAUUAUUUCUUCAGAAGCAGGUGGCGCUCGGCUAUGAAUCAGAUCAUGGACAGUGAAGAGGAAGCUCCGCCCUCUAAAAUCACUAUUUGUGAGGAACAUGACGGUCAGAGAUCAUUAAAGAGAUCAAUCUAUAAGAAAUCACAGAGGAGGGUCCAUCAACAGGGACCAGACUCUGCCAGUCCUGGACCUGGACCUAGCUGUGUGUCCAUGAAGAGUGACCAGUCUAUAGGUCGUCUUAUUGACUUCAAGGAUGGACAAAAACAUGGUGAACUGAUAGUUGAUCAGCAGAGGACAGAGGUUCUCAGUGGUCAGUCUGUCCAGUGGCAUCGAGCAGACCUGGACUCCAUAUUUAAGCUGCUGGAGGAGAACAUCAUCUGCUUUGUGAAGAACGAGCUGAAGAACAUCCAGAAGGUUCUGGGUACGGAUCACACAAAAGUCUCAGAGAGUUGGGAAGAAGAUAGAGACUUGUUGGAUGGUGAGGAUGAGGAGCAGAGGAGGAGCAGAGAGGCCUUUCUGAAGAUCACAGAUAACUUCUUGAGGAGGAUGAAGCAGGAGAAGCUAGCUGACUGUCUACAGAGAAAAACCAGAGCUCCAUCUGAACGUAAACUCAAAUCAAACCUAAAGAAGAAGUUCCAGUAUUUGUUUGAGGGUGUGGCUAAAGCAGGAAACCCCACCCUUCUUAAUGAGAUAUUCACAGAGCUUUACAUCACAGAGGGAGGGACUGGAGAGGUCAACGAAGAACAUGAGGUCAGACAGAUUGAAAAAGCUUCAUGGAAACCAGACAGACCAGAAACAACCAUCAGACAAGAAGACAUCUUCAAAGCAACAGCUGGAAGAAACGGACCAAUCAGAAGAGUGAUGACAAAGGGAGUGGCUGGCAUUGGGAAAACAGUCUUAACACAGAAGUUCACUCUGGACUGGGCUGAAGACAAAACCAACCAGGACAUACAGUUCAUGUUUCCCUUCACCUUCAGAGAGCUGAAUGUGCUGAAAGAGAAGAAGUACAGUUUGGUGGAACUCAUCCAUCACUUCUUCACUGAAACCAAAGAAGCAGGAAUCUGCAGGUUUGAAGACUUUAGGGUAGUCUUCAUCUUUGAUGGUCUGGAUGAGUGUCGACUUCCUCUGGACUUCCACAACACUGAGAUCCUGACUGAUGUCACAGCAUCCACCUCAGUGGACGUGUUGCUGACAAACCUCAUCAAAGGGAAUCUGCUUCCCUCUGCUCGCCUCUGGAUAACCACACGACCUGCAGCAGCCAAUCAGAUCCCUCCUGACUGUGUUGACAUGGUGACAGAGGUCAGAGGGUUCACGGACCCACAGAAGGACGACUACUUCAGGAAGAGGUUCAGAGAUGAAGAGCAGGCCAAGAGGAUCAUCUCCCACAUCCAGACAUCACGAAGCCUCCACAUCAUGUGCCACAUCCCAGUCUUCUGCUGGAUCACUGCAACUGUUCUGGAGAACAUGUUGAAACCCAGAGAUGGAGAAGAACUGCCCAAGACCCUGACUGAGAUGUACAUCCACUUCCUGGUGGUUCAGUCCAAAGUGAAGGUCAAAUAUGAUGGAGGAGCUGAGACAGAUCCCCUCUGGAGUCCAGAGAACAGGAUGAUGGUUGAGUCUCUGGGGAAACUGGCUUUUGAGCAGCUGCAGAAAGGAAACCUGAUCUUCUAUGAAUCAGACCUGACAGAGUGUGGCAUUGAUAUCACAGCUGCUUCAGUUUACUCAGGAGUCUUCACUCAGAUCUUUAAAGAGGAGAGAGGCCUGUACCAGGACAAGGUCUUCUGCUUUGUCCAUCUGAGUGUUCAAGAGUUUCUGGCUGCUCUUCAUGUCCAUCUGACCUUCAUCACCUCUGGAACAAAUCUGUUGUCAGAAGACCCAACAAUGAGCCAGUGGUCCAGACUGUUUAGAAACAAACCUGAACUGAAUCAUCUGCACCAGAGUGCUGUAGACAAGGCCUUACUGAGUCCAAAUGGACACCUGGACUUGUUCCUCCGCUUCCUCCUUGGUCUUUCAAUGAAGACCAAUCAGAAGCUCUUAAGAAGUCUACUGACACAAACAGGAAGUGGUUCACGGACCAAUCAGAAAACAGUUAAAUACAUUAAGAUGAUGAUAAUCAAUGAGAAUCUGUCAGCAGAGAGAAGCAUCAACCUGUUCCACUGUCUGAAUGAACUGAACCACUGUGCUCUUGUGAAGGAGAUCCAAGAGUCCCUGAGAUCUGGACAUCUGUCCACAAAGACACUGUCUCGUGCUCAGUGGUCAGCUCUGGUCUUCAUCUUACUGUCAUCAGGAAAAGAUCUGGAAGAUUUUGACCUGAAGAAAUACUCUGCUUCAGAGGAGGCUCUUCUGAAGCUGGUGCCAGUGGUCAAAGCCUCCAACAAAGCUCUACUGAGUGACUGUAACCUCUCAGAGAGAAGCUGUGAAGCUCUGUCCUCAGUCCUCAACUCUCUGUCCUCUACUCUGAGACACCUGGACCUGGGUAACAAUGACCUGCAGGAUUCAGGAGUGAAGCUGCUGAGUGAUGGACUGAAGAGUCCUCACUGUUCUCUGGAGACUCUCAGGUCAGAACCCAGUUUAUUUGACAGUUGAUAUUUUAAAUCCUGUUUUAGCUUCUUUAGGUUCUUGUUGAUGAAGAUGCUCAAAAUCUUCAGUAUUUCUGAAUCACUAAGUUUAUCAUAUCUUCUUAACUCCAGUCUGUCAGGUUGUCUGGUCACAGAAGAAGGAUGUUCUUCUCUGACCUCAGCUCUGAACUCCAACCCCUCCCCCCUGAAAAUCCUUGACCUGAGUAACAAUAAUCUGCAGGAUUCAGGAGUUAAGCUGCUGUGUGAUGGAUUGAAGAGUCCUCACUGUUCUUUGGAGACUCUCAGACUGAGUGACUGUAACCUCUCAGAGAGAAGCUGUGAAGCUCUGUCCUCAGUCCUCAGCUCUCUGUCCUCCACUCUGAGACAUGUGGACCUAAGUAACAAUGACCUGCAGGAUUCAGGAGUGAAGCUGUUUUGUGAUGGACUGAAGAGUCCUCACUGUUCUCUGGAGACUCUCAGUCUGUCAGGUUGUCUGGUCACAGAGGAAGGAUGUUCUUCUCUGACCUCAGCUCUGAAUUCCAACCCCUCCCAUCUGAGAGAACUGGACCUGAGCUACAAUCAUCCAGGAGACUCAGGAAAGAAGCUGCUGUCUGCUGGACUGAAGAGUCCACGCUGGAGACUGGACACUCUCAGGAUGGACCAUGCUGGAGAGCAGAGGUUAAAACCUGGUCUCAGGAAGUAUUCAUGUGAACUGGAACCAGAUACAAACACAAUGAACAGAAAACUCCAACUGUCUGACGACAACAGGAAAGUGACCAAUGUGACUGAAGAUCAGUCGUAUCCUGAUCAUCCAGACAGAUUUAAGUUCUGUCCUCAGCUGCUGUGUAGAACUGAUCUGACUGGUCGCUGUUACUGGGAGGUUGAGUGGAGAGGAAAUGUUAAUAUAUCACUGAGUUACAGAGGAAUCAAGAGGAAAGUAAAGGGUUUUGACUGUUUGUUUGGAAAUAAUGAUCAGUCCUGGAGUCUGAGCUGCUCUGAUGGUGGUUACUCUGUCUGUCACUGUAGAACUACAAUAUUCAUCAGGUCACACUAUGUCUCUCCCCGAGUAUCAGUGUAUGUGGACUGUCCUGCUGGGACUCUGUCCUUCUACAGCGUCUCCUCUGACUCACUGAUCCACCUCCACACCUUCAGGGCUACAUUCAGUGAACCGGUUUAUCCUGGGUUCUAUAUCUGGCCAGGUUCCUCAGUGUCUCUAUGUUCUCUGUAGGACAUGAAGAGACAGCCGCUUCAGUCGAGAUUUGAGUCAUGAAGGUGGUAUUAGAGAACUGUAUGUGCUCACACGAGUUUUUGACAAUUGAUUUGGAGCAACUUUCCUGUCAGAUAAAGUCAAACCAUUAAACCAAAGAGGUUUAAUGAUACGAUCCAUGUAGGCAUUGAUUCUGUUGUUGUUGUCCUUCUCUCCUUUUGAUGUACAUCACUGAUCAUUUCAGGACAAUCCUGUCCUGAUAAUAUAACUGUGCCAAAUGUGGCUUGACUGUGGAACUGUGCGGAAGAAGAACAUCUUACUCAAUGACAAUAAAUAAAGCAGCAAAGAUAA